AGACAAAACUGCAACAGAGGAAGGAGCAGCUGGUACUCCCUUGAUAACCACAGAAGAAGCAGGAGGAGUUGCUCCUACAGUGGCUAUGGAAGAAGGGGCAAGCAGUGGCAUGGAGGCCACAGAGGAAGGAGAGGAAAGUGCUUCCAUGACAACCAAGGAGAAAGCAGUAAAAGAUGCGCCCGUGGUGACCCCAGAAGAAAUGUCAGAUGGUGCUCCCACGAUGUCCAUGGAAGAAGGAGCAAAGGCAUCAAUUCUUCUUAGCACAAACACUCUUUUUGGCAGUUCUCUUCUGGUAACAGUUUUUUUCUCUCUUUUGGAAAAGCGUGGUGGUGUUUCUGUAGAGAAAAGUAUGGAGGGUAUUCCUUCCAGUGACAUAACAACCUCUUCACCAUCUUCUGGAGUCAGCAGUGUAAAAUCUGAAUCUCCAGUGCAUGUGGACCACCAUGUAAUGUCAGAUGUCACUCAAUCAGCCAUUUUCCCUACCUAUCUUGACUCUGCUGUUCAGGAGAUGUCUCUUGAAGUCAGUCGGGUUGGCCCCAUAGAAGAGUAUGAUGCGGAUGUUAUGGCACGUUUUGCUGGGCAGGAAUCGGGUAUCGAGGCAGAGGAAGAAAUCCAGCUGGUUGUGUUAGAUCCAAAUCACCCCUUAAUGAAAAGAUUCCAGUCUGCUUUGAAGACCUAUCUCAGCAAACAGAAAGGAAAGCUUACUGAUGAACUACACGAGUUGGCGGUGGCCAUAAAGGAUGGGAAAGUGCGGAGGGAGGAACUUGGUGUGCUCCUGUACGGCGUUCAGCAGCAGUUGGCCCGGCUCCAGAUGGAGCUGGAGAAGAACCACAAUUGCCAUGCUCAGAUCGCCAUGGCCCGGCGGCAGCUAGAGGAGGAGUUGCAUGACCUGAGGGGCCUCUAUAAGAAGACAUUCCAGGGCAGUCAGGACGAACGCAAAAGAGUUUCAUCGGUUCAAAUGGAGAUAGAAAAUCUGUCCCUGCGCCUUUUCUACAUGCAGAACAUGGACCAAGAUGUUCGUGAUGAUAUUGCUGUAAUGAAGAGAACUGUAAAAAAGGCUGAAGUGGAACGGAUGUGUGCAGAAGUGGAAAAGCAAAAACAGGACCUUCAUGUAGACCGUUUAACAAGGAGAGUUAAUGAACUAGAGGAACAGAUUGCUCUUUAUGAAGCCCAGUACAUGGCACAGGGAGAAGAUACCAGGAUCACACGGCAAGAAGUGGGAGAGGCAAGUAUAGAGAUACAAGCUAUUAACUUGGAGAAAAAGCAGCUCUUGCACCAAUGGACUGUCAGUUUGACUGGGAUGAAGCGCCGUGAUGAGGCAUAUGCUGCCAUGCAAGAAGCAUUAAGAGAUUCUAGGCAUAAGCUCAAGUCUUUAGAGGUUGAAAUUGAAGUCUAUAAGAAGUCUAUCAUCAAGGAGGAAGAGAGGAAUGAAUUGUUGGCUUCUAUCCUGAACCGUUCAGAGAAUGAUGCCAACACAAGCAGAAAGCUGAUAGCACAGAGCUUGUCUAAACAAGAUGCCAUGAAAGUGGAAUUUGGCACCUACACCCGUACCCUUCAGGAGACAGAGCAGGCCCUCAAUAGAGCCAAUGGGGAUCGAGCAGCUCGCAUGAACGAAUUGGUAGUUCUUCGUAGAGACAUAGAGAAAGGAUCACAAACCAAGCAGGAUUUGGAAAACGAGAUCAUGGCCAAGUUGCAAGAUCAGAUGAUAUCAAAUAAAGCAGCAAAAUAUUUUUUACAACUAGGAGCUAAACUUCAGAAUACACUGCUGACUUUGGAUGUACAACUUACCAGACUUGAAAAUGAAACAGCUCAAACCUCAUUGGAUAUAACAAAUACAAAUAAUAAGCUGAACAUGCUUCAGAAGAAUCUUUUGGAACUGGACAAGGAACUGGAUGACCUAAACACCGAGAUCAGUCAUAGCGAGACUGAGAUUGCUAAACGUAAUCUCCUGAUUGGACGUAAACAGGGAGCCAUCAACUUGUACAACAAGAAAUUGGAAAUGAUCAUUUCUCAGCUUGGGGGACAAGAAUUGGGGCCUUUGGAAAUUGAAAUUAAAAAACUCACCAAACUAAUAGAUGAAGCGGAGUUGGAGGUAGUGAAGCUCCAAAGACACUGGAUGAGGCAGCAGAGGGAGUUAGUGAAGCUUACUCAAGAAGGAGAAGAGCAGCUGGCUUCCUUAGAUAUGCUAAAGAAAGAGAUCACAAUCAAGGAGCAAAAGAAGCUACGCAUUGAGAAUGAUAUUCAGCAGGAGAAAAAUGAACUGAAGGACAUUGAACGACACAUGAAGAAUAUGUCUAAUGAUCUGGUGAAGCUACAUUUAUUGAUCAAUAAGAAUAGUGAGAAUUCUAAUGAGUUGCAGCAAGGAAACACCAUCAUGGAAAAUGAAUUUGUGCGCUCCCUCAAGAUAUCAGAGAGAGAAUCAAUUGAGAUGCAAGAGAAACUGGACCGACUCCAUGAGGAAAAAGAGAGGCUCCUCAACAGUCUAGUUGAGGCAGAAUGUCAGAUGAUGCAAUGGGAGAAGAAGAUACAAAUGGCCAAAGAGAUGCGUGCUGCAGUGGACUCAGAAACUGGGCGGGGUGAGAUCAGAGCCAUGAAGUCAGAGAUUCACAGGAUGCAGGUAAGGUACCAACAGCUGAUGAAGCAGCAGGAGAAGUUAAUGAGAGAGAUGGAGGCAGCGGUUUCCCGCAGGGAAACAAUUGUGAUUCGUGCUGAGGGCCAGAGCAAAACGAAUAAGCAAGUGCUGACAAAGGGUGAUUACCACUACAAGAAGUUGGAGCUAAAAAAAAAGAUCAAAGAGAGUCAGAAGAAUGCUGAGGAAUGCAGCAAAACCAUAAUUCAGCUUGAAGAAUCACAGCAGAACCUCAACACAGCAUUUGUGGAUAAGCAGAGAAUGCUUUCUGCUUUGAAUUUUGAAACAGAAGAACUUGACCAAAAAAUCGAUCAGUUGCAAGCAAAGAAACGGCAGAACCUUUCAGAUAUUGUGUCCAAUCAGACACGCGUGAAGCACUUGCAGGCCGUGAAGGAAGGGAAGUACAACCUAAUAUGUCGUUCUGAGAUAAUGGCCCGUGUUGAACAUCAUAAAGUGGAGGAGAGACUGCAUACCAUUAGCACCAUUCUCCAUCAGGUUGAGCAGGAGCAUCCUCAUUAUCACAAGACGUUGAACAGGGUUGCCCAAGUAAUAGCUCAGAAACUGGAAGAACUAACUGCACAGAAUCAGUCUGAAGAAAAAUAGCGCUGAACGUUUUCAAAAUAUAGAUGUGAGAAUAACUGGAAUAUUAUUUCCUGACAGUAGGUCAGUGGAUAGUAAACAGGAAAGAGAAAUAUGGGGAUGGACAGGAUAGCUGUGGGCUUAAAAAGAAGUGAGUCAGUUUUAUAUGCAAAUUUUGCUUUUUCCAUUGUACUAUUCUUGUGUCCUAAAUAAAAUUAUCAGUUGGA
Messenger RNA from Candoia aspera, 3435 nucleotides. It is a transcript of the gene CCDC40, whose product is annotated as coiled-coil domain 40 molecular ruler complex subunit. Lineage: Eukaryota; Metazoa; Chordata; Lepidosauria; Squamata; Candoiidae. Bases 86 to 3232 code for a protein of 1048 amino acids. Gene Ontology annotation, cellular component: cilium; cytoplasm. The record is from RefSeq and is a predicted model, not a curated record. The transcript has 18 exons. Gene Ontology annotation, biological process: heart looping; axoneme assembly; epithelial cilium movement involved in determination of left/right asymmetry.